Annulohypoxylon truncatum is the source of this 1929-nucleotide messenger RNA. RefSeq lists its product as uncharacterized. The record is from RefSeq and is a predicted model, not a curated record. The coding region runs from base 1 to 1929 and encodes 642 amino acids. Lineage: Eukaryota; Fungi; Ascomycota; Sordariomycetes; Xylariales; Hypoxylaceae. The transcript has 2 exons.
AUGUCCGAGGCAGCCAGUACCGGUGGUGCCGCCGCCGAUUCUCCGGGCGCUUCCAAGGCGAGUGCGCCAAAAGACAGGAAUUGUCCGUACUGUGGCCAGGCCUUUACCUCCUCCUCCCUCGGAAGGCAUCUAGACUUGUACAUCAAAGAGAAGAACCCUAAGGCUCCAGACGGCAUCCACGAUGUCGACGCUAUUCGGAAGAUGCGAGGGAGCAUCACUCGCAGGCAGCCGAGAGGCUCGCUUGCCCGUCGAGACACUUCCACCCCCGGCACACCGACAGCCUCCUCGAGAAAGAGCCCUGCGUUCGAUAUUGGUGCAAAGAUGCCUUCCAUACCGAAAGAAGGCCAGUUCGUUGUAGAUAACCAAUUGCCUAAAUUCCCUUUCCAGCCUACCUGGGAGGCUACCGGCGUCAUCAACGAUAUACCGGCGAGGAAUGGGGAGUUGAAGAAUAGUCCGGAUGAUAGUAAUGGCCAGGACUCGAGGCGGCUUCCUAUGCAGCGCGCACCGAGUCGAACCGUACAGAAAUCUCAGCUGGAUGCGAGGCAGAGGCUUUCAGAUGCUAUGGACACCGCCAGAGCUGCCGAGUUGGCACUGAGGGAAAUGCUCAGCUCGUUGAGAGCCGCUAAGCAACAGAUCGACAUGGACUCUCUUCCUUUCGACUUCGAUCCUCUUUCUCUCGAUUUCCCUGCUUUAACCCUCCAAUGCCUUCAAGCGCCCCCGACCCUGUUUUCCUCUACACCGCACCCGACAUCCUCAUCGUGGUCUAUCCAGCCCCCGGCUCAGAAACAGUAUGAAGCACUUCGAGCAUUUUUCCAAGAAGAGUUUAGGAAAUGGAGGAUCGCUUGCUCUAUGGCAACUACAACGUCUCAUGAAGAUCUGAUAUACCCGCCGUCAAGCAUGAAUGUGCCCCAUGAUGUGCGCGAAGGAGUGAGGAAGGCGGAAGAGGCUGCUGCUUCACUCGAAGCUCAGGUCAACGAACAUCUACAGUCGACUUACCACGUCUGGGAACAGCUUCCCCAGCAGAGAAAAACCGAGCUUUGGGGCCUCGAGUUGGCGAGGAGCGUAGGGAGAAGACAAAAGGAUGUGGAGAAGAUGAAAGAGGUUCAAUAUUCUAUCAAGCAGGAGAAUGCAAACCUCAAGCUGCAGAUCGACCAACUAAAUCGCUUACAACAUCCGAGAGAGUUCAGGAUAAUGCCACCCGCAACGAUCCCUAUCGAGCAAUCCAUGUUGGCGUACCUGGGAGAUCUUGUUCACAAGGGUCGCCGAGGAAUAGGACUUGACAUAGAAGAUCGACAUGUCGACCUUGAUGCUAUGGUUUCUCGCGCCAUUGAUCGAUGGAAGACGGUUAUCGUGUCUUCUCGAGGACCUGGCAUGGCCGGACAAAGACCUCUUGAACAGUCGACGCCAACUCCGACCAGCGUUACCCCUAACUCCGCAACCGCGCCUCCGCCUCAGAUACCCGCUCAACAACAGCAAACAUCUAUGCCUGCCACUUCUAACGCACAGGUAGUCCAACCGCAAACCACCACGGCUGCCGUGACUGCGUCAAUGGUCACCGCUUCCAGCACAUCAGCCGCCAACGACGAUAAUAGUGAUCAGGAUGCCGACGCGGAAAUGGAGGACGACGACAACUUCACCCCAAUUACGCCUGUAGUCGCAAAGCCACCGCAAAUGCAACAGACCCACCAGCAGUUGGACAUUUCGCGAUCUAGAGGCCGUGACCAGCGAGUACAGAUGACUACGGAUGCACGAUUUACUGUCAACGGUACGGUGCCCAACCGAGGCCUCGACGCGCAGACGAUGCAGAACAUGAACGCUGCUGUCUCAAUACCAGGGCGCAUUCACGGACAUGCUUUAAUGAAUAAUGGCGAUUACGGGACGAUUGUUCAAGGCGUUAGUGGUGGCGAGCCGAUGUAUAUGGAUUCAUAG